AUGAGUGCAAUAGAAGAUCCAUCACAACAAUUCACGAGUAAGAAAGAUUUAUUGGUCAAAUGGACCAACCAACAUCAAAAACUUUGCAAGCAAUUAUUAUCAAGCCAGACCAUCCAAGAAAAUGUGCUUCUUCAAAUUAUCGAAUUGUUUGAAGAAGAUCCCAGAUUCGAUUACGGAGGUCUUACCAUUGACCACAACAUUGGUGUGAUCGGAUUGGAAGAAACACAGAAUAUUACAAAGAAACGACUUCAAGCAACACAACUUUUUCUCGAUGUUUGGAGAUAUUUAAUUACUCGAGUCGACAUGAUCAGCAUUUCUCUUCGUAUUUACUGCUAUCAAUUGAUACUUCUCAUUAUUAAACGAAGAGAGUUUCAUCCGAAAUACUUUCAAAACAUAAUUCUAAAUCAGAUAACCAAUUCAGCUACUACCACUAACACACAAUCCUUCAAUUCAUCCAACACAAGUGAGCUUUCCACAUCACCUCCAGCAGCAACAUCAACAGCAAAAGAUUUAUCUUUUCUCAAACUAAGCCCUACCUUUAACCCUAACAGUCAGCCACAAAAAAAAGGUCUAAUAAGCAGUAUUCUCGGUUCCAUGAAGAAAGGAGACAGUAAUGAUGAGUUAUCAAAAAAAGUACUGUACGAAUAUAAGGAAUUGUUGAUACGAACUCAGGAUUUUGUUGUCAACCAAGUUCUAAGAACCAAAAAGCAUGAAAAUAUUGUUGUGGAGCUGUUUAGGUUUUGUGCUUCAAUACUUGCUGUAAAUUGUUUUAGGUUACUGUCGGCAGAACAAACCGAGGAGUUUGUUUCUAAUUUGUGCUUCAAACAAUUUGGGCACGACUUUGUUGAACCAGAGACAGUGGAGAACGUUAAUAGAAAUUUGGACAUUAAGAACGCUAAUUUUAUCAAGAAGCUCAAAUAUGUUCCAUCAAUGGCAGGGUUAUCGACCUUAUUGGAUGACAACGAUGAAGACGAAACCCCUGACGAGACUACAACUAGUGUUGAUGACGAAGAGAAGUCCUAUGUACACAAAACUGUAUUUUGCUAUUUUAAGUUUCUGUUUGAAAUUGAUCCAUUGAACGACACCUCAAAAACGAAGACCAUGUUGUCAAAGAUUCAUGGUUGGAUGAAGGACUCUAGCUCGUGGCUUCCAACAUCAAAAGUGUGUGGUGAUUUUUUCCAUUACUUUUUCUCUGAUUUUGUAGAUCAAAUUAGCAAGAUUAUGAAACAUGACACCUCUAACAAGCAUUGGCAAAUGGUACCAGGAUAUAAUACGCUGGUAACGAAUUUCACACAACUCGGCGAAAUUUAUCUUACCCAGCACAUUAAUCUCAAUUUUAACGACGCCAUAAUAUCUUCCAGUGAUACAUCAAACAAGCAAGAACAAAAGAUUCAAAGGUUGGAAGAAUCAGCUAGAGGUGAGGAUGGUCAUGAAUCUGUUGCCUUCAAACAAUGGCUGUCUUGCUCAUUGAUAGCCCUUAGAAAUCCUCGAGUCAUUAAUAUUCUGUUGGAAAUUUUCUUUUCCAACACGAAUGGAUAUAGUCCUGAUCAAGUAUUUUACACUCUAGAUUGGGCUGACAAGUGGUUCGAAGAAGUUCGACAGCUAGAGCACAAUUUCCAACAAUACUUGAUUUAUAGAAAUCAAAAACAUCAACAUACAUAUUUUUAUUUGGAAUCUAGCGAUUCCAAUAUUGAGUUGUUUAUUGGUUCUCUACCAGAAAACUUCAACUUUGAAUUUUUCGAGACAGCUAUUGAAAGAUUGCUUGAAACAGAUCACUUCCAAAUCAUGUCUAGAACAUUAAUUUUCGUUUAUGACAUUUUGGAUUUAUUCAACGGAAAAGCUCGUAUGAAAUUUAUUGGUCACGAUUUAUUAAGAGACCGUUUCUAUCAUUUAUUCCUUCAUUGGAGCGCGGAUAUUCGAAAUAUUUUUCAAAGAAUUAUUUUGUUUAAAUUACAAAGAUAUUCUUCAACAGUCUUUAGAGAGUAUGGACCGCUCACAGCAACUUCUUCUCAAAUCUCAAACAAACGAAAGGCAAGCACUCCAAUGCUUCAGAGAGACAGAUCCAAUAGCAACUCACUCACGCCACCAGCAUUUGAGAAGAAGAAAGUUUUAAUUGAGGUUGAAGAUUUAUCGGUACGACGCAGCUUGGAGGAUUUUGAACCAAGAAGAACAUCUAUAUCAGGAACAAGACCAAGCAUUGAGUCCAUUGUCUCCUACUCUUCUUCUUCCAAAAAGAAACUUGUAGGUGGUAUCUCGAACCUUAAAAAGAAAAAUAAGGAAGCUGUCAAGACCGAAGAAUCAGUUGCAACAAGCGAAUUUCAAAGAGUAGAAGAAUCUAUUGAUUUAGUUUUGAAAAGCAAAGUGGACACCUAUCUGCAGGUCCUUAGAACGGUUGAAAAUGAUCCCUCUGCGCUCAGUGACAUGAUCAAAGAUAAUCCAUCGCUUGAAAUUCCUCCUUCCCUCGUUGUUUAUGUGAACACUGCCAUGGAGGAAUUUGAAGCUCUUGAGAAGGAAUGUGAUUCAUGGAAACGAGAAGUGGCAUCAUUAUUGCUGGCGAACAAGAAGGCAUCCAAAGUUAAGCUAAGCCAGAUUCCAUAUCCCAGAAUUAACUUCCCUCGGUUCACAUUGCAAUCCGAUAAGCUAUUGUUUUAA
This is a messenger RNA of Naegleria lovaniensis, 2652 nucleotides long. RefSeq lists its product as uncharacterized. Bases 1 to 2652 code for a protein of 883 amino acids. Lineage: Eukaryota; Heterolobosea; Eutetramitea; Acrasida; Naegleriidae. The transcript is spliced from 3 exons. The record is from RefSeq and is a predicted model, not a curated record.